Messenger RNA from Heterostelium album PN500, 495 nucleotides. RefSeq lists its product as uncharacterized. The record is from RefSeq and is a predicted model, not a curated record. The transcript has a single exon. Lineage: Eukaryota; Evosea; Eumycetozoa; Acytosteliales; Acytosteliaceae. The coding region runs from base 1 to 495 and encodes 164 amino acids.
AUGUUUGGAGGUUUUAACAAUAAUAAUAGUAAUAGAGGUGGUAACAGUGGGUAUAGAGGGAAUAGAGGUGGUGGCGGUGGUGGAUAUAAUAGAGGUGGUGGAUACAACAGAGGUGGCGGUGGUGGAUACAAUAGAGGCGGUGGUGGUGACGGAUACAACAGAGGUGGCGGUGGUGGAUACAAUAGAGGAGGCAGAGGAGGUAGAGGAGGAAAUAGAAAUCACUACCAACAACCAAAUAGCAGUGGUGGCGGUAACCCAGCAACUUUUAUAACAACAUUCUACUUUAAACCAUCUUUUCUUGAAGAUCCAUGGAAACAUCUGAUAAGUAACCCAAUAAACACAACACCUAUAGAUACUACUACAACAACAUCGACUAUAUCGACAACCUCACAAAUACCUGUAAACAAUGAUAAUAACAAUAAUACCACAAGAGACGCUCCUACUUCUACUUCUACGACAACUACCUACAAAGAUAGUAAUGAAAUCGAAAUAUAA